UGAGGGCGGAGUAGUGAGGGGAGGAUCAAAGUCUCCGCGAGAUCUCACCGGGCAGGUCAUAGCGGCAGUGGAGGAGACAGCAGGAGAGGUUCUUAAUAAAGGUGCUAGGAAAGAAUGUAAAACAGGAAAAUAAUUAAAUAUUUUCACUGUGAACUACAGACAAUUUUAAGAGGCUGGCCUGUUGCUCAAUGGACUCAUUCUAUUUGCAUCUAUGGGUAUUAAAGAUUCAUGGAUGAGAAAAGAAGAAUUUUAAAUAUUCUCAGGGAUCUACCUGUGUGACCAAGAUAUCUCUGCGUGAGAAAAACAUGACACUCUGAGGGCUGAAAGGUUUCUGUGCUACACUGGAGCUGAAAAAAAAAACUACAUGGGGAACACUAAGCAUCCUGAAAGCCAGGAAAUGGAACCAUUGACAUUAAGGGAUGUGGUCAUUGAUUUUUCUGAAGAGGAAUGGAAAUGCCUGGACCCUUCUCAGCAGACUUUAUAUGGAGAUGUGAUGUUAGAGAUCUAUAGAAACCUACUCUUUAUUGAUCUGACUUCUAAUCAAAACCAAGAAUUUUCAGAAGAACAAGAAAUAAAAUAUUUUUUGCAAAACUUGAUAAAGAGCAGAAAACACCCAUGUGAUCAUUUAAAAGAGCUUUACAAUGAUAAAUGUGAAAAAGUUUUUAAUCCAUGUCCAAAAUUUAUUUAUCCAAGCUUUCAUAAUCAAGAGACAAAUUACAGAUAUAAGGUAUGUGAAAGCACUUUUAAUAAAACUACAAAAAUUCCUGAACUCCAGAGAAUUAGUAUGAAUGAGAAGCCCUACAAAUGUAAAAAAUAUGUAAAAGCAUUUAAAGAUUCCUCAAUUGUUUAUCAGAGCAGUGAUAAAUCCUCCAUAAGUAAAGAAUGUGAAAAAAAUUUUACUCAAAUUUCAUUGAUUACUAAAAAUCAUAGGCUUUACAAUGGAGAUAUACCUUACAAGUUGAAGAAAUGUGAAAAUGUCUUUAAGUGUUGCUCAAACCUUUUUAAACACUACAGUAAUCAUACUGGAGAGAAAAUCUGGAAAUGUAAAGAAUGUGGCAAAGCUUUUAAUAGAAAAUCAUACCUUACUGAACACCAGAGACUUCAUACAGGAGAAAAGCCAUACAAAUGUAGAGAAUGUGGCAAAACUUUUAAUCAAAGAUCACACCUUACACAACACAAGAGAAUUCAUACUGGAGAAAAGCCAUACAAAUGUAAAGAAUGUGGCAAAGCUUUUAUUCAAAAAUCAUGCCUUAUUCAACACCAGAGAAUCCAUACUGGAGAAAAGCCAUACAAAUGUAAAGAAUGUGGCAAAGCUUUUAAUAAAAAAUCACACCUUACUCAACACCAGAGACUUCAUACAGGAGAAAAGCCAUACAAAUGUACAGAAUGUGGCAAAGCUUUUAAUCAAAGAUCACAACUUACACAACACCAGAGAAUUCAUACUGGAGAAAAGCCAUACAAAUGUAAAGAAUGUGGCAAAGCUUUUAAUAAAAAAUCAUGCUUUACUCAACACCAGAUAAUUCAUACUGAGGAAAAGCCAUACAAAUGUAAAGAAUGUGGCAAAGGUUUUAAUCAAAAAUUACACCUUACUCAACACCAGAGACUUCAUACAGGAGAAAAGCCAUACAAAUGUACAGAAUGUGGCAAAGCUUUUAAUCAAAGAUCACACCUUACACAACACCAGAUAAUUCAUACUGGGGAAAAGCCAUACAAAUGUACAGAAUGUGGCAAAGCUUUUAAUCAAAAAUCACGCCUUACUGAACACCAGAGAAUUCAUACUGGAGAAAAGCCAUACAAAUGUAAAGAAUGUGGCAAAGCUUUUAAUCAAAAAUCAUGCCUUACUCAACACCAGAGAAUUCAUACUGGAGAAAAGCCAUACAAAUGUAAAGAAUGUGCCAAAGCUUUUAAUCAAAAAUCACAACUUACUCAACACCAGAGAUUUCAUACAGGAGAAAAGCCAUACAAGUGUAAAGAAUGUGGCAAAGCUUUUAAACAAAGAUCACACCUUACUCGAUACCAGAGACUUCAUACAGGAGAAAAGCUAUACAAAUGUAGAGAAUGUGGCAAAGAUUUUAAUAAAAUAUUAUGCCUUACUCAACACCAUAGAAUUCAUACUGGGGAGAAACCAUACAAAUAUCAAUAAUGUGGCAAAGCUUCUAAUUGAAGGUCAUUCCUUAGUCAACACGAGAGACUUUAUAUGGGAGAAAAGCCAUACAAAUGCAAAGAAUGUGGCAAAGCUUUUUUUUUUUAAAGAGAGAGUGAGAGGGGAGAGAGAGAGAGAGAAUUUUUAAUAUUUAUUUUUUAGUUUUUGGCGGACACAACAUCUUUGUUGGUAUGUGGUGCUGAGGAUCGAACCUGGGCCGCACGCUUGCCAGGCAAUCGCGCUACUGCUUGAGCCACAUCCCCAGCCCAUGGCAAAGCUUUUCAUCAAAGAUCAUACCUUAUUUGACACCAGAGAAUUAAUACUGGGGGAAAGCCAUACAAGUGUAAAGAAUAUGGCAAAGCUCUUUAUCAAAAAUCACACGUUUCUCAACACCAGAUAAUUCAUACUGGGGAGAAACCAUACAAAUGCAAAGAAUGUGGCAAAGCUAUUCUAUUAGGAAAAAGUAUUGUUGUUCAUCAAAUAUUUAUACUGGAUAAGAGCCAUAUAAAUGUUAAGAAUAUGGCAA
This is a messenger RNA of Ictidomys tridecemlineatus (thirteen-lined ground squirrel), 2669 nucleotides long. The record is from RefSeq and is a predicted model, not a curated record. Lineage: Eukaryota; Metazoa; Chordata; Mammalia; Rodentia; Sciuridae.